This is a messenger RNA of Sitophilus oryzae (rice weevil), 1858 nucleotides long. Its product is annotated as lymphoid-restricted membrane protein-like. The transcript is spliced from 7 exons. Lineage: Eukaryota; Metazoa; Arthropoda; Insecta; Coleoptera; Curculionidae. The record is from RefSeq and is a predicted model, not a curated record. Bases 626 to 1828 code for a protein of 400 amino acids.
UUUUAGUGGCAAUGGAUGAGCGAUGGCUACUUUAUUGUGACCUAGGAAGGUAGCAACCUGUUUAAUAGCCUCAAUAAUUGUUAGUCGUUAAGAAAGAUAAAUAGGUGAAGGUUCAUAAAACGUGACCACCCCAAAAAAAAGAAAAAAAGAAAAGCAGAAAAGUACUUUGCCAGAAUGGUCCUGGCAGCCUAGGCAACGCAACUCUCUCUCCUGAAAAGGAGAGUUUGAGAAGAAAGAAGAAGAAAAAAAUCGAAAUAAAAAUCUCUGAAUGAAGCAUUUUAGGACAUAGAUUUAUACGAACUUUAUUACUUAUUUUUAUCUGCAGAAUACGCUGCUGAAGUUUUCAUACACAAUUCUGACCACCCUGUAGUUACCACAAAAUACUAUUUUGUUUAUUAAAAUUAUGUUUCCAUAGCACCCAAAGAGAAAAAUUGUAACAAAAAUAAAUAUUAAAUAUUACAAAUUUGAAUUAACUAACUACAAAACACGUUGAAGUCAAUUUGUUUAUUUUACCAGGAAAAAACAAAAUGGUUUCGUUUUACUUGAAGAUUAUUUAAUAAAUAUUUGCAGUAAGCUAUUUAAUUAUAAACAAUUACGAACAUCCUCGAUGGCACCGACCAAAUAAAUGACCGACUUAUGUAUUCGUUCCAAUAAUAAAUAUAGUAAAAGUAACUUUACAAGAGGCAGAUCGAACUCUGAUGGAGCAGCACGUUCAGCGUACUUAGAAGAUGCCCGUGCUUUUCCUAGUCUACCCAACUCGGUUUUGGAGAAAAUGGGACUCCAUGGAGACACACCAAGAGACCGUUUGAGUGAAGAGAACUUAGAACAAAAGUUCACCACUUUGGCCUUGGCUUUCACCAUCGAUUCAGCAACCAUCAAAGACAGAUGUGAAAGGCAAAGAAGAACCAGGGAUCAAACUGAGACCAAUUUCAACCUCGAAGUUGACAAAUUGAGAGAAAAACUGACUUUCCUUCAACCAUUUUGUACCGAUUUUGAAAGGGCCGAACUCUUAUCCAUGCUUUUUGCUCAGGUUGAUACAUUAAUGAAAGCUGCAUCCUUAGUGUCUAUUUCGGCUGAAAGAUACGGCGCAGUACAGCAUGAAGAAAGGCUGACAGAAUCAGUCCAGUUGAUGCUGACACACGUCCAGGCGUUGAAGCAGCAACGAGAUUCAGCAAGGAGACAGCUUCAAUACACCAAGAGGGUCCUUCAAGAGCCAAUCCAGCCUUUGCCAAUCCAAAACCAAAAAGGUUUAGCUGGAAUAAACAAGAAAAUUAUCUGCAAAAGAAGAGCUAGUGUUGAUUCGGUGAAUUCGCUUCAACAAGACCAGGCUAUCAAGCUAAAUAGAAGAAUAUCAGAUCUGUCAUUUAGAGCUCACUUACCAAAGACUACCAGACCAAGUAGAUUAGAUUUAGGUAUGGAAUUGAAGAAGAUCAAGGAGAUAGCAUCUGAUGAAUCUAUAAAGGACCAUGCAAAAAACGUGGAUGAUGUUCCUAUUGUACAGACAAUUUUAAGAGAAGAUAGUAAUAUAGAAUUUGUGGCUGGUAAAAAUGAUAUUGUGAAUUCCCCCAAAGAUACUUGUAGGAGUAUCUUGAAGCAUGCUAAUAGUUUUUUGAGAUGUCAAGCUGAACGCCACUCGGCAACUGUCAAAACCAAGCUCAUCCAGUUCUUCGGCAAAUGGUCCGAAAACGACUACCUCCGCGCCAUUUUGAAUGCUUGUGCUGUGCUGUGCUUCUCUGUUAGUAUCCUUACUCUAGUCAGUUUGUUUCUGGAACAAGAAUCAGUGUGGAACUUUUCGUGGUUUUUGCCUAGGAACAAUGUGAAAAAUUAGAUGUUGUGUUAUGAAUAAACCAGUAUCAGA